Messenger RNA from Funneliformis caledonium, 1986 nucleotides. The record is from the annotation of a GenBank genome assembly. Lineage: Eukaryota; Fungi; Glomeromycota; Glomeromycetes; Glomerales; Glomeraceae.
AUGUUAUUUAAUAAAUUAAUUGAGUGGGGUAUUGCAAACACCCCCGAUUCAUAUCACAUCGAUGAUUUGGGAGUUACUAUAAAGGAUGGGUUGCGGUUGAUUCGAUUUUAUAACAUGAGUAUAGAAGAAAGAAAUGCAACUCUCAAAUUUGAAAACAUAUUGCCAUCACUGGAAGUUCAAUUUCAAACCCCGCCUCGCAUCAAUUCACCUGUUGAACCAAAGAUUCUGAGUAGUAGAUUUAUCGGAUUAAUUGCGACAUGGAUUGACAGAAAGGAUCCCAAGAAAGAUUCAUACACCGGAUAUAAUCAUCCAUUCGAAAUUAGACACAAAUUUCGUAUGAACGAUCGGACGACCUUUUAUGAAGAACAUCACAACUACUACAAUAAAUCUUCAAAUAGAAUCUUAUCAACAAUGAAAUGUCACCACGGACCUUCACUGAUGAUAAUGAAACUUAAAAUUUCAGGAAAAAUAAUUGGUGCUUACAAUCCCGUUGAUUGGAAGGGGGAUCUAACAAAGAAAGCGAAUGCCUGUGCAACCGAAAGCUUUAUCUUUUCUUGUGAUGAUAGGUAUGGAACGAACAUUCGGUUUAGCAGAGUUCGUGACUUUGAACACGCAAUGUGUUUAAAGAACGUGAAACCCAGUGGCAUAUUAUUAAAAUUUGGUGAAGAUUUAACAUUUGAAUAUUUGUAUAAAACUGUCAGUUGUUAUAUUAAAAACGAAUCUUAUGAGUCAACAAUAUUAGAAGAGGGUAGGUAUGGAAUUGAAAGUUGGGACAUUUAUAGAGUCAGAAGAAAAGAUGGUGAUCCAUCAAUGGUAAUCAAUGAAGAAAUUAUAAAAGAAAAUCAAAAUCAACCUCGCAUACGAUUUCCCAUAGAAACAAAGAUUAUUGAUGGCGAUUUUUUUGGAUUGAUCGCGACAUGGAUCGACAAAAAAGAUCCAAUGAACCCUAUAAUCCCAUCAAUUGGAAAAAAAUCUUUUGAACUUUGUGAUUAUGAAACUACAAGAGAAAGCUUUAUCUUUUCAAGCGAAGAUAUACAUGGAACAAAUCAUCGAUUGAGCCGAGUUACACGAUAUCAUCGAGCAAUUUGGGCGGAAAAGUUAUACUCUAAUACUUUUUCAAAAUCCGAUGUACCCAACGGUGUGAUGCUAAAGUUUGGUGGUUUGAGAUUUGUUUAUCACGACAGAUCUGAUUCUGUCUUAUGUAGAAUUAGUCAAAACGAAGAUUAUGAGCAACCAGCCAUAACAUCGGUAGGCGAUUACAAGAUUCAAGAAUGGGAAAUUUUUAGAGUCACUAGAUUCGAUAAUCAAAUUCCAUCUCGCAUUGAUUCACCCAUUACUCAAAUAUUAAUUGAUGACGAAUUUGUAGCAUUAAUUUCGUCAUGGAUUGAUGAUAUAGAUAUGGAAGAUCCAUAUACUGAAUUUGACAUGCCAUUUCAGUUUAAACUUUUAUUUAGCAUGAACGAACGUACAAUUUCUCACGAUAAAUAUUAUAAUCAAUCAGCGUACAAAAUGUUACCAACGAUGAAAUGUCACCAUGGGGCUUCACUAAUGACAAUGAGGAUUAAAGGUUCUGGACAAAUAAUUGGUGCCUAUAAUCCUAUCAAUUGGAAGAAAGAAUUACCAAAUUGUAAUAAUCAAUAUGUUUACACAUCAGAAAGUUUUAUUUUCUCAAGUAAAGAUGUAUAUGGAACAGAUCCUCAAUUAAGAAGAGUUAAAGAUUCUGAUAAAGCGAUUUCUCAAGUAAAUGUAUAUCCCAGCGGCAUUCUUUUGAAAUUUGGUGAGGAUUUAAGCUUUAUUUAUGAUCAUGGAAAUUUACAUAUCGAAGAACCAGAUUAUGGAGAUGAAAACUAUGCUAGAUUUCCUUAUGUUAUGUGUGACGUCAAGGAAAAUGGAUUUUAUGAACAACCAACUAUACUACCUGAAGGUAGAUAUGUGAUUGAUCAAUGGGAAGUAUUCAGAGUUAUUAGAACUGAGGACUCAUAUUAG